AUGGAGGACUCGGGUGAAGAUAUUGCUGUGGUCGGCAUCGGAUGCAAUUUUCCUGGAGGUGAAGGACUUGAGAAUUUCUGGAAGGUUCUGCUGGAGGGAAAGAACUGUGCCAAGCAGAUUCCAGAUGAGCGGUUCGACAGUGCCUACUGGUAUGAUCCGGACAAUAGAAAGGCAGGAAAAACACAGACCGUCAAGGCCUCACUGAUUGAUGGGUUGAAUGAGUUUGACCACAAGUUCUUUGGAAUCACUGAGGCAGAGGCAGACUUCAUGGAUCCCCAGCAGAAGCUCCUGCUGGAGUGCACCUACAGAGCCCUGGAGAAUGCUGGGAUACCCAUGGAGAAGGCCAGUGGAACCAGAACUGGGGUUUUCAUUGGACUCAUGAACAGGGACUAUGAGACACUUCUGAACAACAGCCCAACCACCAUUACCCACUACAACGGUACAGGAACAGCAAUGAGUAUGGCUGCCAACAGGAUCUCCUAUACCUUCAACUUCACUGGCCCCUCAUUGGCUAUCGACAGUGCCUGCUCAUCCUCUCUAGUAGCUCUUCACUAUGCUGCCCAUGCAGUUAGACAAGGAGACUGUGAGAUGGCUUUUUGUGGUGGAGUCAGCUGCAUGCUUGAGCCACGGGUCUUUGUCGCUCUUAGCAAAGCAAAAAUGAUCUCACCUGACGGCUCCAGCAAACCUUUCUCCAACAAAGCAGAUGGCUAUGGAAGAGGGGAAGGCUGUGGGGUGGUCCUACUCAAGCCUCUGGAAAAAGCUCUCCACGACUUUGAUCAUGUAUGGGGCAUCAUAAGCAAAACUGCUGUCAAUCAAGAUGGCCGCUCUGUCACUCCAAUCACCAGGCCAUCCAUGGCCCAGCAGGAGGAGCUGCUGCACAGAAUUUACUCUGCAGGGUUUGAUCCAUCACAUAUCCAGUACAUAGAGGCUCAUGGGACUGGAACCCCUGUAGGAGAUCCAGCAGAAGCAGGUAGCAUCUCCAGAGCUGUUGGCAAAGCCAGACAUCCAGAAGAAGCACUCUGCAUCGGCUCUGUGAAAGGCAACAUUGGACACACUGAGUCUGCGGCUGGAAUGGCAGGACUCAUCAAGGUGCUUCUGAUGAUGCACCAUGAAACCAUUGUUCCCACACUCUCCUACUCUGAGGACAGUGCCAGUAUUGAUGCUAAAUCUUUGAAUCUGAAAAUUUCCACUGAAGUCCAGAAGUGGGAAAAGACUGGUCCAGCAGGAAGGGCUGCAGGUUGCCAUUUUCAGCCUUCUAAAGCACUGGGGUAUUAGACCUGAUGCCGUUCUUGGACACUCUGUAGGAGAGGUUGCCGCUGCCCAUUGCUCUGGUCUGCUGU
This is a messenger RNA of Conger conger (European conger), 1340 nucleotides long. RefSeq lists its product as uncharacterized. The record is from RefSeq and is a predicted model, not a curated record. Gene Ontology annotation, biological process: fatty acid biosynthetic process. NCBI's taxonomy places the organism in Eukaryota, Metazoa, Chordata, Actinopteri, Anguilliformes, Congridae. The coding region runs from base 1 to 1275 and encodes 424 amino acids. The transcript has 7 exons. Gene Ontology annotation, molecular function: fatty acid synthase activity; 3-oxoacyl-[acyl-carrier-protein] synthase activity.